AUGAAGCGCCCUUGCGAGGAGACGACCUCUGAGAGCGACAUGGACGAGACCAUCGACGUGGGGAGCGAGAACAAUUACUCGGGGCAAAGUACUAGCUCUGUGAUUAGGUCGAAUUCGCCAACAACAACAUCUCAGAUUAUGGCAAGAAAGAAAAGGAGAGGGAUAAUAGAGAAAAGGCGUCGAGAUCGGAUAAAUAACAGUUUAUCUGAGUUGAGACGACUGGUGCCAACCGCUUUUGAAAAACAAGGAUCUGCAAAGUUAGAAAAAGCUGAAAUACUUCAAAUGACAGUAGAUCACUUAAAGAUGCUGCAGGCAACUGGGGGUAAAGGCUACUUUGACGCACACGCCCUUGCCAUGGACUUCAUGAGCAUCGGCUUCCGGGAGUGCCUAACGGAAGUGGCGAGGUACCUGAGCUCCGUGGAAGGCCUGGACUCCUCUGACCCACUGCGCAUGCGCCUGGUCUCGCACCUCAGCUCGUGCGCCUCGCAGCGGGAGGCGGCGGCCAUGACCUCCUCUCUGGCCCACCACCAUCACCCGCUGCACCCGCACCACUGGGCAGCGGCCUUCCACCACCUCCCGGCAGCCCUACUCCAGCCCAACGGACUCCACGCCUCGGAGUCCACACCCUGUCGCCUGUCCACCACUUCGGAAGUGCCUCCUGCCCACGGCUCCGCCCUCCUCACCGCCACGUUCGCCCACGCGGAUUCCGCCCUGCGGAUGCCCGCGACGGGCAGCGUUGCCCCCUGCGUGCCGCCUCUCUCCACGUCUCUGCUGUCCCUCUCCGCCACCGUCCAUGCGGCCGCGGCCGCAGCCACUGCAGCUGCGCACAGCUUCCCUCUGUCCUUCGCCGGUGCGUUCCCCAUGCUCCCCCCAAACGCAGCUGCCGCCGUGGCAGCUGCCACAGCCAUCAGCCCGCCCUUGUCGGUAUCAGCCACGUCCAGCCCUCAGCAGACGGGCAGUGGGACAAACAGUAAACCUUAUCGACCCUGGGGCACAGAAGUAGGAGCUUUUUAA
This is a messenger RNA of Rangifer tarandus platyrhynchus (Svalbard reindeer), 1014 nucleotides long. NCBI's taxonomy places the organism in Eukaryota, Metazoa, Chordata, Mammalia, Artiodactyla, Cervidae. The record is from the annotation of a GenBank genome assembly.